CAUGUUUACAGUUAAUUACACAACAGCCCCUUUCUUUCCUCCAUGAUCAACGACAAGGUCGAAUACGAUCGCUAUUCUUCAAUCUCUCUCUCUCUCUCUCUCUCUCUCUCUCCGUCGUCUUCAUUCAAUCUAUCUCAGUGAUUUACUCGCAAUAGAAGUCGCCUCUUAAUCUCUCUCGAGAGAGACUCAGUUUGUUUCACCAUGGCCGGCCAAAACGCGCGUUUGAAUGUGGUCCCCACUGUUACAAUGCUCGGUGUGAUGAAAGCUCGUCUCGUUGGAGCCACAAGAGGCCACGCUCUCCUCAAGAAGAAGAGCGACGCUUUAACCGUUCAGUUCAGAGCCCUUCUCAAGAAAAUCGUAACCGCUAAAGAAUCAAUGGGAGACAUGAUGAAGACUUCCUCUUUCGCUCUCACCGAAGUCAAGUACGUCGCGGGCGAAAACGUCAAGCACGUCGUCCUAGAGAACGUCAAAGAAGCAACGCUCAAAGUCCGGUCAAGACAAGAGAACAUCGCCGGCGUGAAGCUUCCCAAGUUCGAUCAUUUCUCCGAAGGCGAGACCAAGAACGACUUAACCGGUUUAGCUAGAGGUGGACAGCAGGUCCAAGCUUGCCGCGUGGCUUACGUGAAAGCCAUUGAGGUUCUUGUCGAGCUCGCUUCUCUCCAGACUUCGUUCUUGACGCUUGAUGAAGCGAUCAAGACGACGAAUCGGAGGGUUAAUGCGUUGGAGAAUGUGGUGAAACCGAAGAUUGAGAAUACGAUCAGUUACAUCAAGGGGGAGCUUGAUGAGCUCGAGAGGGAAGAUUUCUUCAGGCUGAAGAAGAUUCAAGGGUACAAGAGGAGGGAAGUUGAGAGACAAGCGGCUAAUGCUAAGGCCUUUGCUGAGGAGAUGGUUCUUGAAGGGAUCUCUAUGCAGAGAGGGAUUUCGAUUAACGCUGCUCGUGAUUUGCUUGCUGGUGGUGGUGCAGAGAAGGAUGCAGACAUUAUUUUCUGAGGUGUGUGUGU
Molecule: messenger RNA, 1001 nt
Organism: Brassica oleracea var. oleracea
Lineage: Eukaryota; Viridiplantae; Streptophyta; Magnoliopsida; Brassicales; Brassicaceae
Product: V-type proton ATPase subunit D-like
Exons: 2
Coding region: 202-990 (262 amino acids)
Cellular component (GO): proton-transporting V-type ATPase complex; vacuolar membrane
Molecular function (GO): proton-transporting ATPase activity, rotational mechanism
Source: RefSeq, a predicted model, not a curated record